UCAAUAAAGACACCCAGGUGUUGCUCACUAUUCUCUUUAUUACUCCUGAUAUAAGUUAGUGAUCAGUUAUGAACCUUCACAGCUGAGCAAGGAAUGGCUCUAGGUUCAACCAGGGCUGGUUCUCUUCUUGGAUCGAACCUUUCCCUGACCAGCACUGCGUCACGACCUACCUAUGCCCACUCCAGCUCCACCUACGCCCACUCCAGCUCUACCUACGCCCACUCCACAGUAGCAGGGAGCUCCAGCCUGCCUCCACAUAGCCGCAGAAGCUCAUCUAAGCUCCCUUUUAUACCUUACAGGGACUCAGUCCUCACUUGGUUAUUGAAGGAUACAUUGGGAGGCAAUGCAAAAACACUGAUGAUUGCUACUGUGUCGCCUUGCAGCACCAGUUUAGCUGAGAGUUUGUCCACUCUGAGGUAUGCAACACGGGCCCGAUGCAUCGUCAACACUCCAGUAGUGAACCUGGAUGAUAGAACUGCGACUAUCAGUAGUCUGAAGAGGGAAGUGGCAGCUCUGAAGAGAAUGCUGUGUGAUGCCAAGCCAGCAUUAAGGAGAGCUCUUGGGAGCAGCAACAAAAGCUCUUUACUAGAAGCAGCAUCACAAGUGUCAAGCUCACAGCUCACCAGAGAGUGGAUCACCCAUCUCCAUACCGAACAUCACACCAAGGAACACAAGAAAGUCAGGAGAAAAAGUGCUCCAGUCUGUGACCAGUGGAGCCUGAGCUCCACCAGGGUGCUUCAGCGUCAGCAGCAGCACACCCGCUGGGGAAAACCUGU
This is a messenger RNA of Cherax quadricarinatus, 776 nucleotides long. The record is from RefSeq and is a predicted model, not a curated record. Lineage: Eukaryota; Metazoa; Arthropoda; Malacostraca; Decapoda; Parastacidae.